AUGGCUCCCUUCAUCGAGAGCAUGCUGCUGCUCUCAGCUCUGACUGCAGCCACGGCAAAUAGCAUCAAAUCCACCCAGCCACUCCGGGGCGAGUCAUAUGUUGGCCGUCCCGCCGUGCCCCAUAUCAUGAGACCGAAGACGGUGUAUAAGCCUUACGCCAAAGGCAUCCACCGAGAUUCUGGUAACACACGGUCGGAGGAUUAUCAGGGGCCGCUGGGCAUCAAUCCUAGGGUCGAGGCAUUCAGCAUGGCACCUCCUAUAAACAUCUUCUGGGACGAACAGGGCCGAGUGAUCGCUGCUAAUCAGUGUCGGGAAAAUACUACCUGCAUUGUAUCUCUCAACCCGGAUACGUAUGAAGUCGAGGCGACCUAUCCAGAGCCUGGUCAAUCAUCAGAUCUAUCCCAGUUGUUGAUGGUAUACUUGCAAUUGCUCGACGGCCACGUCACCACUGCGACGACCAAUCGUCACAUUCUUGACCUGGAGGUCGUUGGGGACGGUGCGAAAACCGCAUUUAUCACCAGGCGCGAUAUCGACCUCUCUAAUAUCACGGCACCAAACGAACUCAUUCUCAGCACUGCUUAUGACUCGAUCGGUAACCUCUGGUUCACUACAGGGGGGUUUGCUGGUGCUGGGUUUCCUACCAGGGACACAGCAACCCUUGGAUAUGUGGAACCCAGUGGCAAAGUACACACCCUGAAGCUACCCGGCAAAGUCAUAGAAAACUCCUUCGCGAUCAGCGGAACGAGCGUUUACAUGGUUACAGGGCCAGCUGGGCCAGCUGACCAUGCCGAUGCAAUCGGAUUCUUCUACUGCAUGCAGCCGGGCCCUGGUGGGGUCAAGGUCGUCGCGGAGCUGCCAUACAAGGCUGGGGAUAGCAUCAAGAAAGGCGGCGUAUCUCGCGGCUCUGGUUCAACGCCUUCGCUGCUCGGACAUAAAUACGUGGCCUUCACGGACAAUGCGAACGAUCAGGUCAACUUACUCGUCUACCCACAGGCACCGGCUCUCAACAACGACACCAAGCCGCUGUGCACCGUGCCCCUCUUUGAGAGAGGCUUCAGUGCCAAUGAGAAUGUUGCCGUCAACCACUGGGACGGAGAGUCAACAUAUAGCAUGGUCUUGAGCAAUUUCUACAAUGGACCUCCUGUGGCGCAGCUUCGGGCUCCCCCCUUUGGCGACGGAACCGACACGGAUCCUGCGAUUCUCAAUGGACCCUUCAACGAUCUCAGCGUCAUGAGCCCGGGGCUUGUUCGUGUUGACUUCAAUGAAAAGAUGGGCAAGUGUACUACUCGCUGGUAUAACAAGAACAUCCGAAUCACAAUCACUCCCAUCCUAUCUACCAAGACUGGUCUGCUCUACAUGCCUACCCAGGACUAUGAACUCGCGAAGAAAGGAAGCUAUAUAUACUACAUGAGUGCCAUUGACUUUAACUCCGGCAAGGAGGCAUGGAAAGUCAGGACUGGUGCUGGCGGCACUUUUAGCAAUCAUUUUCAGCCACCUGUGCUAACCAAGGAUGGAGGUGCUGGUGGAUACGUCAUUGGUGGCUUUGUCAAAGUUAAGGAUGGCAGCAAGCCCUAA
Messenger RNA from Fusarium oxysporum Fo47, 1575 nucleotides. RefSeq lists its product as uncharacterized. The transcript is spliced from 2 exons. Bases 1 to 1575 code for a protein of 524 amino acids. The record is from RefSeq and is a predicted model, not a curated record. Lineage: Eukaryota; Fungi; Ascomycota; Sordariomycetes; Hypocreales; Nectriaceae.